Cryptococcus wingfieldii CBS 7118 is the source of this 843-nucleotide messenger RNA. RefSeq names its product U3 small nucleolar RNA-associated protein 23. Gene Ontology annotation, molecular function: small ribosomal subunit rRNA binding. The record is from RefSeq and is a predicted model, not a curated record. The transcript is spliced from 4 exons. Lineage: Eukaryota; Fungi; Basidiomycota; Tremellomycetes; Tremellales; Cryptococcaceae. Bases 1 to 843 code for a protein of 280 amino acids. Gene Ontology annotation, cellular component: small-subunit processome; nucleolus.
AUGCGACAGAAGCGAGCCAAGACAUAUAAGCGCGUGAUGGCGCUUUACACGCAAACGUUUGGGUUCAGGCAGCCGUUUCAAGUUCUGGUCUCUCAGGAUGUGUUGAUAGAAGGCGCCAAAUGCGAGCUCAACAUGCCCAAACAGUUCCUCAAUGUCACCCAAGGCGAAUGCAAGCUCAUGAUAACCCAAUGUUGUAUGGAAGCGCUCUACAAGAUGGGUCGAGAUGUACAAAAGACGACGGAUUUGGCAAAGACGUUUGAGAGGAGGAAGUGUAAUCAUCGGACUGCUUUGGAGCCGGACAAGUGUUUGGAGGAUGUCAUCGGCCAAACAAACAAACAUCGCUACAUCCUCGCCUCCCAAUCCACCUCCCUCCGCCUCGCAUCCGACCGCAUCCCCGCCCUCCCCCUCAUCCACUUUAACGCCCGCGGCGUGCUCGUGCUCUCCCCGCCAUCUACAGCAACAGUGCGAGAGAAGAACAAGGCAGAAGAAGGGAGGAGGCUGGAAGGUGUGAAGGUUUUGGAGGGGGUGGUGGAUGGGGGGAAUGUGCUUGGUGCGGCGGAGGCGGGCCCGAAUGUGGAGAAGAGGGCGAGGAAAACGAAGGGGGUGAAUCCGUUGAGUGUGAAGAAGAAGAAGGUGGAGAAGAAGGAAGGGGAAGGGGAGGGAGGGAAGAGACGGAGAGAGGUGGAUUUGGAAGAGGAGAGUGCGGAUGUUGGGGAUGGGGAGGGGAAGAGGAAGAGGAAGAGGACGAAGAAGAAGACGGAGGUGCAGGAAGCUAUUGAGGAGCUCAAUGAGACGAAUAAGGUUGCGGGUGGUGAACCCGAGGGUGGAGAGGCCAGCGACUAG